Molecule: messenger RNA, 2034 nt
Organism: Topomyia yanbarensis
Lineage: Eukaryota; Metazoa; Arthropoda; Insecta; Diptera; Culicidae
Product: UDP-glycosyltransferase UGT5-like
Exons: 3
Coding region: 390-2024 (544 amino acids)
Molecular function (GO): UDP-glycosyltransferase activity
Source: RefSeq, a predicted model, not a curated record
GGCCACGGCGUAGGAAGGUUAGGGACAACCCCGUUACUGGUCGCGCUGUUGUUGAAUUUAUUUUUAUUGGUAUUAUUAAAUUUGUUGCAUUUUGAUGAACACUACACCGCCGGACCGGGAUCAGAAUCGUGUCUCGUCGUCAGUGGUGACACAGGUGGCGGCGACGAGCGAUGCUUCAACGCGAUCGUUGACAAUGACAACGAAUGUCCAAGCACCUAUGUCGUAUAGAUAACAAUUUCACCCAAUGAGCAGCGGCAAGGUAGAACGACUGGUGGACCGCAGCGGAACGAUGCGAUGGAGACGCGUGGUCGGCGGUGAUCAAUUGAGAUUUAUUUUUGUACGCGUCGAUUCUGGUGUUUACUCUGCUGUAGUUGUUGGUCGGAUAAAGAAUGCUGACAAAACACGCCAGUCUGCGACAGUCUCGUGCCGGGUGCCAAAGGAAACUGUUCCGCAUUAUGUGGAGUGCUAUGUUUUUGCCGGUAAUGGUGCUAGUGCCACUACUUAGUCAGCUGGUUACGAAUUGUUGGAGUGCUAAUAUUCUCUACAUCAGCAGUGUCGCAUCGCCAAGUCAUUUUCUGUGGAGUCAACGACUGUUCGAGCGUCUGGCAAAGCUUGGAUACAACUUGACUGUUGUGAAUUUGUACAAGCAGGGAACUAUUAAAGAUGUCCAGUUCAUCAAGUUGGAUGGAAUAAUCGACAACCUGGCCAUGGAGGAAGAAGAUUACAUCGAGUUCGGUCAGAUGAAUCCAUUCGCAGUGGUCAUGUCAUUCUCGGAGCUGGAGCUGUACGUUUGCGAACUAGCGAUCAAAAGUCCUGGAUUCAAAUCGCUUUUGGAGUAUCCAAAAGAAUUUCGAUUUGAACUAGUAAUUCAUGAUCACUUGGCAGGACCAUGUCUGUUGGCGCUUCUAACGCGAUUCAACUACCCUCCACUGAUCCUUGCAACUGCUUACAAUCGCCUAUCAACCACGACUGAGUCUCUAGGAUCUCUAAUAUUCCCGGGAUUCAUUCCAAAUCAAGUGUAUGACGUUUAUGGCUCCAUGAACUUCUAUCAACGGUGUUAUAAUUUCCUACUUUUCACUUGGGAGAUCCUAUGGAAGGAAUUCAUCUACUACCCAAAGCUGGAUAGUAUUGUCAAGCAGGAGCUUAACCAAACCGUAUCAGUAUCAUCGCUAGAGAAACACGCUCUAUUGGCCAUCCUAAAUUCUAACCCCAUUCUGGAACCUUCCGAACCGAAACUCACAAACGUAAUCCAAGCCGGCGGUCUUCACAUCAAACCAUCGAAACCCAUACCGCCCGAUAUCCUGAAGGCAAUCGAUAGUUCCGCCAACGGGGCAGUUCUUUUUUCGCUUGGCACAAACGUCCGCAGUGACCUGAUGAGUACCUCGAUUCUUCGUAAUAUUAUAACCGUUAUGCGUAACCUUCCAUCACUUACAUUCCUAUGGAAGUUGGACUCCGAACACUGUCUACCAUUAGAGCUACCGGCGAAUGUGAUCACCUCUCCGUGGCUUCCCCAGAAUGACCUUUUGGCACAUCCCAAGCUGCGGCUCUUCAUCACCCACGGAGGGCUACUUAGCGUCCAGGAGGCCGUCUGGCAUGGAGUGCCCAUUUUAGGGUUACCAUUUUUCGCCGAUCAAUUCGGAAAUGUAAAUCAAUUGGUGAGCAAAGGCAUCGGGAAGCGGAUGGAGUUGGUUAGUCUAACCUCCCAGCAGUUUGAACAUUCCAUUGUGGAUAUAAUUACGAACGAUAGCUAUAAGCAAACCGCCAUGCAACUGUCACAAAUCGUGCGGGACCAGAAGGAACAUCCAUUGGAUUUGGCCGUCUGGUCCGUGGAGUGGAUUCUGAGGAAUGCGGAAAUGAGUCACAUGUGGGAUCGAUCACUGCAGCAGUUGGGGAUUCUCGAAAAGUAUUCGUUGGAUGUGUUGAUUGUUUUUCUUGGAGGUCUAGCUUUGGUACUAUAUUAUGUGAAUGUGAUGUUGUACUGGGUCCUUAUCCAAAAAUCAUGGAAUAAAAUUAGAUUCAAGUGAGAACAUAGAA